Epinephelus moara (kelp grouper) is the source of this 3885-nucleotide messenger RNA. It is a transcript of the gene insig1, whose product is annotated as insulin induced gene 1. Gene Ontology annotation, cellular component: endoplasmic reticulum; SREBP-SCAP-Insig complex. The record is from RefSeq and is a predicted model, not a curated record. Gene Ontology annotation, biological process: cholesterol biosynthetic process; SREBP signaling pathway; cellular response to insulin stimulus. The transcript has 8 exons. NCBI's taxonomy places the organism in Eukaryota, Metazoa, Chordata, Actinopteri, Perciformes, Serranidae. The coding region runs from base 248 to 1075 and encodes 275 amino acids.
GGAAUAGUUUGGACAAGAUCUGCAAAAGUUGGAGCAUUUAUUUAAGAGGAAUUCUGCUUUCAUACUGCUCCCCAGCAGCCUCCUGGUUUGUGCGUCUGUCCCGGACGAGGGGGCGGUGGGGUGGCGCCACGUCAUAUCAGCCGCCGCGCUCUGAUUGGCUGCCGAUUCUCACCCGACACAGCUGUGAUUGUUUUCUGCAGAGGAAGCUCUCGUCGCUGGAGGGGAUCGAGCAUCAGCUGAGGCGCGAAUGAUCAGGAGCGGAGCUUUCUCUUUGGACCAGACACUGAAGACGUCUGGAGAUCAAGCCUCAAAGUGCCAAAUGCCCAGACUGGAGGACCACUGCUGGAGCUGCUCCUGUGCACCAAGGGUCGAAACUAAACACUCAUCCGGGGCCAACUGGUUAGCAUCCAAAGCCGAAGAGAUGAUGUCCAUCAUCACCUCGGUGCUCAGCAAUGCCUACGGCUCUCUGCACGACGUCCGGACGGCCAACCUGAUCCGGAGGGGUCUGGUCCUCUUCACCGUGGGUGCGUUUCUCGCCCUGGUGCUCAACUUGCUGCAGAUACAAAGAAAUGUCACCCUGUUUCCUGAGGAGGUGAUGACAACUUUGUUCUCCUCUGCCUGGUGGAUCCCUCCUUGCUGCGGUACAGGAGCCGCUGUUGUCGGCCUGCUGUAUCCCUGCCUCGACAGCCAUUUGGGAGAGCCACACAAGUUCAAGAGGGAGUGGGCCAGCGUCAUGAGGUGCAUCGCCGUGUUCGUGGGCAUCAACCACGCCAGUGUUAAACUAGACUUCGACAAUAAUGUGCAGCUCUCCCUAACACUGGCAGCCUUGUCCUUGGGCCUGUGGUGGACGUUCGACCGGUCCAGGAGCGGCUUUGGUUUGGGACUCACCACUGCUGUCCUCGCUACUGUGUUCACACAGCUGCUGGUCUACAACGGAGUCUACCAGUAUACAUCUCCAGACUUCUUGUAUGUACGCUCCUGGCUUCCAUGCAUAUUCUUCUCAGGCGGUGUUACCGUGGGAAACAUUGGACGCCAACUUGCCAUGGGUGGCGUCGAGAAACCCCACAUGGACUGAACAGAACAGAAAACCAGGCGAAGGACAGCCAAUGUAAAGACGGACAAGUACAAAGAGCGAGGAGAAUAACAGGAGAAAAAGGACUCUGUUUUGACUUUAUCCUAAGUGCGGGUCAGAAAAUCCCCUCAUCUAACGUGCCAUGUCCUCUGCACCUCCUCGUGGCCAAACAACCUCUCCCUCCCACCUCUGCUCUACUCCAUUAGCAUUAAGACUUCCUUCUCACUAGACGGGAUUGACAGUGUUUGCCUUCUCUUUUUUUCUUUGUUGUUGUUGUUUUUUUUUUUGAAGUGAACUGAUUUUAUUUUCAUGCUGGAAGUUCCUGUCUUUCCUGCAGUUUAUGGAGUGGAAGCGUGCGUGUGUGCUUUAGUGUGGAUGCGUCCUGGUCUUAACGGGAAAGACUGUUUUUGUGUUGUUUUUAGCCUGAAUAUAUUAUGAUCAUAAAAAGGGAAAUGUUGUAUGAGUGGGCAAAAAAAAUGUCUUCACUCUCACGUACAGUAGAAAUGUAUUCAGCAGCUUCAGUUGCAUCACUGAGGCGCAGGGGAGAUGUAUGUUCCCAGUCAAACCAAAUUAAGUAUUUAUUUUGUAAGUUUUGAAUGACCCCAAACCAAAUGUAGCCUGAGUUUGCAAAUGAAUGACGCCUCCCGAUUUGGAAGGAAUAGUUAGGGAGUUUCUUUUUCUCUAGAGUUUGAGAUGGGAAGAUUGAUGCCACUCUCACAUCUGUAUGGUAAAUUUUUUGCUAAAGCCAGCAGAAGGGGAAAAGUGUUGGUCUAUAUUUGCUGUAAAGACAUGAGUGGUAGCCAUCCUCUCAUCUUAAGCUGAACUUUUGUUUUAAAGGUCCAGUGUGUCGAAUUUAGGGCGCUAUAUUGGCAGAAUUGGAAUGUACUGUAUGUGUUCUUUGGUGGCCUAGAAUGAGCCGUUUAUAUCUACAGUACAUAGGGAGUGGGUUCAUGGUGGCGGGGUCCGCCAUGUUUCCACAGUAGCCCAGAACGGACAAACGCUGGCUCAAGAUGGGGCCUUUCGCAUUUUAGUAUUGGCCACCAUAGUUAGCAGCCCUUCGCGACGGGCGGUGUCAGAAAACACUGAUUAUUUAAAUACGUGAAACAGCUUUAUUCAGUGUUUUUACUGCUUUUAAUCACCUCUAGGGUCGCAUUUAUAAAAGAGCGCGUAGGAUCCAUACUAGAAACGUACAUACAGACAAAAGCCAAAAGAUAUUCGACAGUUUCACCAUCUGCGUCGCCAAUUUCCCGUCUCCAAAAUGUUCGUAAGCAUGGGUCAAAGUUUCUCCCAUCAAGUCUUCUUUUAUAGAUCACAACUUUUGCGUGGUUGUGGUCACAUACGCUAUUUUCAGGCCUCGUUUUGUGCGUACGCAUUGUUCAUAAAUGAGACCCCGUGCAUGUGUUUUGUAGAGGAGGAGACCUCUGCAGAUAAUUCGACUCCCGAUUACAAAAAAACAAAAAAAAAAACUCCUGAACAAUUAUCACUGAAGGAAUCAUAUUGGAAGAAGUUUCAGCUUGUUUGCUAUCUGCGACCCUUACUGCUAGAUGCCACUAAAUCCUACACACUGUACCUUUAAAAUGACACAUUAGAGGAUGGCAGAUAGAAUGAAGAGAGAUAAGAAGUAUGUACAGGAGUGCCAAUUAGUUUGUACUGGCUGAUGGUCACUUGUAUAUAUGACGACAUUAGGUGUACCACAAGUGAAAAUGCUAAGUAUUUAGGUUCCUCAUUUAUCUGUCUGCCAGUUCACAUUUUAUGUUUUUGGAAAACUACCCUGAGACCUUCAAUACGUUGUUUUGUCUGUGUCUAACAAGUGCAAGACAAACAUACAGAGGAUUGUUUAGUAAGAAAGUAGGCAAAAGGAAGACGUCAAAGUCUGAAUUGAAAAAAAAAAAAUGCCAGUACUGUAUGUGCACAUUUUGUGUAUUUUUUAUUAGCUGAGCAAAAGACAGCCACCACAGUGGGCCGUGUUUUUUAAGAAUGUACCACCAGUACUGAUCUAGUCCUCCAGUGAUUCUGUCGAAUUUGUGACCAGGUGUUAAAUGUCUUUGUGAUCGUACACAUUUCCAACUCCAAAUUCAAGCUAGUGUUAAAAUUUUGGGAACAUACAGCAGUUAAAGGAGAGGGCGGGACAUUAUUACUUAAGAUUUGCAAUCUGUGAUUGCCUGUGUAUUAUAGAAUGUAGUGCUUUUGUCACUAUAACAGUUUAGUUUUAUCAUUUGUACAAACAUAAUGACAUUAUUGCUUGUGUAUAAUGGCUUUCCUAUGUGAUCAGACAGGUAUUAUUGCUAGACCUACAGUAUGUUAGUUAGCGUUUGGGGGUCUAGAGGAUUAAGUGCAAUCAGAAUAUACAUGAGCCGAUUACUCCUCCUUAUUUAUUUCUUAUUAUUUCUGACAGUGGCUAAACAAAAAAGAUAACUUGUUGUAUAUGCAGUGCGGAUACUUCAAAAAAAAAAGCAAUAACAUCUUUCUUUUCUGUGAGCAGGAUUGGUGUCAGAGAUUACAUGCCUUCAGAGUCAAAACCAAUGACGACAUAAAAAAAAAUAUUGUGUCAAACUGUGUGUGUAGGAAAAAAAAAUUUAGUUGCAUCGUCGAAGGAAUUUUAUUUUUUUAAAUGUGUUUUUGUGGCAGAUCACUUCAGGUUGAAUCUGCUGACAUUCAGGUGUGUUAAACUGAAGAGGAAGCUUUAUUUUUUUGGAGGUGGUGAAGCACCUUUUUGUUUCGAUGUUUUAGAGUUUUUGUGUGUCUGAUAUUUUAGCCGUGUAUCAUUUUUGCUACCAUGGAUUUAAGUGAAAAAUAAAAACACCUGAUAAGGA